Pelobates fuscus (common spadefoot toad) is the source of this 3258-nucleotide messenger RNA. It is a transcript of the gene MNT, whose product is annotated as MAX network transcriptional repressor. Lineage: Eukaryota; Metazoa; Chordata; Amphibia; Anura; Pelobatidae. The transcript is spliced from 6 exons. Gene Ontology annotation, molecular function: protein dimerization activity; DNA-binding transcription factor activity, RNA polymerase II-specific; RNA polymerase II cis-regulatory region sequence-specific DNA binding. The record is from RefSeq and is a predicted model, not a curated record. Gene Ontology annotation, biological process: regulation of transcription by RNA polymerase II. Bases 209 to 1969 code for a protein of 586 amino acids.
CAUCGCCAUCUUGUUGCAGCCCUUUUCUUGUCUGGGAGAUCCGUGGGGGGGUCCGGGUUAUAUUUUUUGUUGCCUUUAUUUAUUAUUUGAAGAUUUUUUCCUCACUGGGGAGGGGGAAGGGGAUUGCCACAGUCCCUCCAUUGCCUGGUUUUGUGCUGUCGGAUUAGGAAGUAAGAAGGAGCAGGGAUCUUACAGUGAGUGCUGAGAAAUGAGCCUGGAGACCUUAUUACAAGCAGCCUUGUUCCUAGAAUGGCAAGCCCAGCAACAACAACAGAAAACACGUGAAGAAAAUGACAAGGUUUUGCUGAAACAAGAGGAAGAGGAGGAAGAAGAAGAGGAGGAUGAAGAAGACAAGAAGAGUGUAGCUAGAACGGACGAUUUAGUAAAUCAAGCGCCACCUGAUCCUGCCUCGCCUCCAGCCCCUGCACCCCCCCCACCCCCACCCCCACCUCUCCCAGCCCCUGUGGCCAUCAUUCCCCUCUCUGUAGUAACCAGCACUCCUCAACCAGUAGUCCAAAAACCUUUGUCACCCCCUGUAGUACAACGUCACCCACCUGUGAUUAGCCCGCCUGUUCUCAACAAAGAAGUGCCCAUAGCUCCUGUCAUCCAACGACCUGCAGGCCCAAUGCUCCCGGACAUCAAAACAACCCCUCUCAGUAUAGGAAGCCCUAAGCAGCAGCUGCACCAUUACCAGGCACCAGUGCUGGCAAUUACACACCAUCACCUAAUGCAGCAACAACAACAGCCGCAGCAGCCACACCAGCCACACCAGCAGCAACCUAUACAACCCCAGCCUACAGCUCUACCGCACCCCCAUCAGCCACCUCCACCUCAGGCGUUGGGUGCCCUCCGGCUUCCUACACUAGAUGAUGGAAGGCCGAAUGAACAGAGGAGAAGGCCUGGAGGGGCUGGUACCCGGGAAGUCCAUAAUAAAUUGGAGAAGAACAGGCGGGCACACCUAAAGGAAUGCUUCGAGACGUUGAAAAGAAACAUCCCCAAUGUGGAUGACAAGAAGACAUCGAACCUCAGCGUGUUACGAAGUGCUUUGAGAUACAUCCAGAGUUUGAAAAGGAAAGAGAAAGAAUAUGAGCAUGAAAUGGAACGCUUGGCCAGGGAAAAGAUCGCUACACAACAGCGACUGGCAGAUUUGAAGAACGAGCUCAGCCAGUGGAUGGAUAUUUUGGAGAUUGAUCGAAUUGUUCGUCAGACCGUUCAGCCUGAAGAUGAUCAGGCCUCUACCUCCACAGCUUCAGAGGGUGAAGACAACAUUGACGAAGACAUGGAUGAUGACCGGCUGGUAAAUUCACUGACAAAACGGCAGCAACCUGAGCUUCUGAAGAUGGUUCCUUCCAGUGCAGCCUCCCACAAUCACCAUUCCACUGUUUUGCCUCAGCAUGUGUCCAUUCAGCAGAAGCAAGCUCCAUCCCCGCACGCACAGCCUCAGAUCUCCAACCAGUCCCUGGUCCCACCUCAGGCCCUGCUGCCAACACAGACUCAUAUUGUGGCUGCCUCAACAGUGCAGUCAACAGUGAUAGCCCACACGGCCACUACUCAUGCGUCCGUCAUCCAGACUCUCAAUCAUGUCAUCCCGGGGCCUCAAACCAAGCACAUUGCUCAUAUUGCACCUUCCACGUCAAGCCCUGUACAAUUAACCACUGCUGCUCAGCCAAUUGGCCACAUCACUGUGCACCCAGCUACCAUUAAUCACAUGACCCAUCUCGGCCAGCCGUUACCCAUCUACCCCCAGUCUGUUGCUGUAAGUCAGCCCAUGGUGAGCCACAUCGCUCACACCAUCACUCACCCGCAAGUUAAUGGAACCACAAACCUAGGUCAGCAAGCAGUUAUGGCAAAGCCAGCGGUGGGGACCCAGGUGGUGCACCAUUCCCAGCUAGUUGGGCAAACCGUUCGGAACCCGGUGACUAUGGUGACUAUGCCAUCGUUCCCUGUCAGCACCUUGAAGCUAGCCUAAACACUCACAACUAGAAGUCAAGUAAGAAUGAAUUUAAUUAAUAAAAUAAGUUAUCCAACAGACAGCUUCUACAGAAACUCCAUACAUUCCUACAAAGUCAUUUUCCAAGGAUGAGAAGAUCAGACAUUGUCUAAACUGGGUGAAAACCCACACAGUCAGUCACUUGGAAAAAGGCCGGUUUCUGGGGGCCUCUCUCUAUAACACAACAUAGAGUCCAGUGCACUGAAAACUUACCAUACUCAUUGUCUCAGUGGCAGCAGCUCAUAUUGACUUUAUUUUUUAUUUUGUUCUACUUUUAACCAAUGAAUACUGAAUGAGACAUUACAUUUUAUCCUCUACUCCACUCAUACUUUUAUUCUUUUUGUUUUAAAUUUUUCUUUGAAUAUUACAAUGUAGUAUACAAAUUGAUAAUCUCUUUUGGACAAAGGCAGAAACAGACAUUGUCACGGUGAGAAGACUUGCUCUAGUAACAGCUGCAGGACAUACAAAUAAAAUAUAUAUAAAAAUAUAUUUAAACAUUAAAGUUUGGGAGGCAUAAUCGAAAAGUAAAAUAUAAAUAUGGCAACCCCUCUCUUUUUGCCGCAGAGGUCAGCAAUGAGCUGGCAUCAAAUAGCUGAAAGCCUAUGCGGCUCUAAAGAGUACUUUAUUUUUUAAAAAAAAAUUCUGUUUUGACUGUUUUAGCAAAUCGCAAGCAUUACUCUUGGUUUGGUGGACCAGAUCAUAAUUCCCAUUAUUCGGAAAUCUGGAAAAUAGUCGAUAUACGAAUCCUGAGCAUAUUUAUUCAAUUCAAUUUUUUUUUUUUUUGUAAACCCCUAUGUCUAUUGUAUAUAAUUGGCAAUUGACAAAUUGUGAUCAAAAUCAAAAGGUUUUUGAUAGUAUUAUUACGCAUGAUUGUCUUUAAUUUUACUAAUAUAGGGAACAUGGAAAUGUUAGUUACAGUGUUUAAAGGAAAAAUGCAUACAGAAUUUAAAACGCUUUGUUGUGCCCCCUAGAGGUCAUUUUAAAAUACUACGUUGCUACAUAUUUGCAAUGCAGUGUUUUGCCAUAGGACACCUCAACCUACUAAAGGUUCCACAGUAUGUGUUAAAAGUAAUUUGCAUUGGCAUUUCUUCUCGUGCCUUGAAGUGUCUUGUGACAAAUGACUCUUAGUAAAUGAAUGCUAUAUUGAUUUUGCCCCCACAUCAUCAGUUGUUCUUCUGCGCUAUUUUUAGUACAGUGAAUUAAAUGCUUAAUAGCCCAAACAGAGGCAACAUUAAGGCUAAGUGAAUGGGGCUUAGAGUCUCUUUGAA